Molecule: messenger RNA, 1824 nt
Organism: Pieris macdunnoughi
Lineage: Eukaryota; Metazoa; Arthropoda; Insecta; Lepidoptera; Pieridae
Source: the annotation of a GenBank genome assembly
AUGAGGAAAAAAAACCAAUCCUAUGGGGGUUUUAUGAAUAAGAGCUGCAAAAAAGUAAAGUAUCCAGAUGUCUACCUAGUGGAAAAAGUGUUGAAAAGAAAAGGUGAUAAAGUUCUAGUGAAAUGCUUGUCUCAAGCCCGUCGGCCGUCUCAACUGGACCCUCACAUAACAAGAAGUGUGCUGGCUCGCGCCCUCGACGUCUGGGAGCAGGCUUCAAGGCUCACCUUCACAGAAGUCAACUCAGACGACGCUGAUAUUGUCGUAUCAUUUGCCAAACGUUACCAUGACGACGCCUAUCCAUUCGACGGGAGGGGCUCGAUUCUUGCGCACGCGUUUUUCCCGGGCACAGGUCGUGGAGGUGACGCUCACUUUGAUGACGAUGAACUGUGGCUACUGCAACCCAAAAACGACGACGAAGAAGGAACAUCGUUGUUCGCGGUCGCGGCUCAUGAAUUUGGUCAUUCCUUGGGCCUCAGUCACAGUUCUGUAAAAGGAGCUUUGAUGUUCCCGUGGUAUCAAGGUAUCCAGCCUAACUUCGCAUUACCUGAAGAUGAUCGCAAUGGCAUACAGCAAAUGUAUGGUCCUAAAGUAAAACGGACUUGGGCGAAGAUUCCUUACUACCGACCGGUCGAGACGCCACCACCCACAACCACUACAACAACUACCACCACCACUACAACUAGACGGCCAUACAUUUACCAUCAUCACCCUGAACGGCACCCGAACCACCGCUACACUCCCCAAUACCCUCGACCUCCGAGUAAACCAUAUUACCCAGACAGAAACCCGUACCCGGAUCGACCACAUUACCCAGAAAAAUCCAACCCGUAUCCGGAACGGCCGUUCUACCCAGAUCGGAGGCAUUAUAAUAGCAGCGAAGACCAUCCUCGAAGGACCCACAAUCAUUAUCCUCGUACCGAAUCAACCACGCACCCUACCACCUACCGUCCUAAAUACCCUCAUGUGAGACCUGAAUAUCCCACGAAUCCACGCCAAAAUUACCCAACAGAUGCGGACUAUCCUAAAAAGAAGCCGGUCUAUCCAAAAACCACAACACCAAAGCCGUCGGACAAGCCUGACACGUGCGAUACGAGUUACGAUGCUGUUAGUUUGAUACGAGGGGAACUUUUCAUAUUUAAGAACAGAUACCACUGGAGAAUUGGUGCUAAUGGGCGGUACCCAGGAUAUCCUUUAGAAAUAUCAAGAAUGUGGUCACUUCUACCAAAUAACCUAUCCCAUGUGGACGCUGUUUAUGAAAGGCCGGAUAGAAAGAUUGCUAUUUUUGUUGGAAGAGAAUUAUACCUGUUCGAUUCACAAUAUCUGGUGCCGGGUUAUCCUAAGAAGUUAGUUGAACUGGGCUUACCGGACAGUCUUAAUAAAUUAGACGCUGCGAUGGUUUGGGGACACAACGGAAAGACGUACUUCUACAGUGGCACUAUGUAUUGGAAGUUUGAUGAAGAAAUUGGUCGUGUUGAAUUAGAUUAUCCAAGAGAUAUGUCGAUGUGGAAAGGCGUAGGCUACAAUGUUGACAGCGUAUUUCAAUGGAAAGAUGGUAAAACCUACUUCUUCAAAGGCAAAGGUUUUUGGAAAUUCAAUGACCUCCAAAUGCGCGUCGAGCAUGAAAAGCAAUAUUCUUCAGCUCAAUACUGGAUGGCGUGUCCAGGUGAAAGAGCAGGUCGUCGAGCUCCAUUCCGUGCUCCCCCCGCUCCGGGAUCCACGCUGAGAUCACCAAGUUCCGCCCCAUUUAUUACUUCAAAUCUUUCUCUUUGUCUAUUUUCUCUAGUAGCAUCUCUUUUAGUAAAGAACUUUGUAAAAUAUUUAUAA